AACCUUCAACUUUUGAACAAAUUUCAUUUAUCAACCGAACAAACGUGGUUUUAGGAAACUGCGUCAUCGGGAAACGUUAAGCUAACUAAAGACACACUUUGCUAGUUUAUUUGUAAUGGGGAGUUAAUGUGAUGCAACAGCAUUAAUGCGAUUUGCUGGAUUGACCUCUCAUCGGAAAGUAUUGUUCACGUGCCUCCAAACCGAUUUCAAAAUGUUGGGAGAAACUAUCGUGGGGAAAAUUAGCUAAUUGAAAUAGACUAUAAAUACUACAGUUGUUUACAUUUUAUUUCACUUCCUAAAGCACCAUCUAAUAUUUGCCACAGCAAAACGUCAACGUCUUAUUUGUAUGGUGAUUUAUGUUUCUAUGGUGUGGUUGCUGUCUAACAACAGGUGCAAUAUCAUAAUAAAUGAAUAAUCCCCUAAAUCGUAAAGACUGGUUUUGUUCUCCGUACGUCCCAUUCUGUCGGAGGGCCAUGAACGUAGCACACCGCUGACGCAGAGCAGGAAUUAGGAGCGCAUGAUUAGAGGAUGCGGGGGAAGCAUGUACGCAGUUAACUUACAUGGCAUCUUUCCUCCCUCUCUUCAGUCCCUUUUUGUUUUCAGCGUGGAUAUAUUUACAUGCAUUGCAACAAUGGAGGUUUCCUCUAUCUACUUUAGCUCCUCCUAUUGAUAUAAAGUCAGUACAUGUCUGCCACAGGGAGUCUGCGUCUUCUCCACUGCUAUUCAAAGCCAGCCUUAGGAUGUGGUCUUUGUCGCCCAUUCAGUCUCACCGUCCAGAGAGAGGGCUACAAGUAUGUGAACGCUCAGGAGCUGCCGACAGACCUGCGGUCCAUCACCGACCGGGCUGCAACAACCCUCCUGUGGACGGAACUCUUUAGAGGUCUGGCGAUGACUAUGAGUUACCUGUUCCGUGAACCAGCCACCAUCAACUACCCGUUUGAGAAGGGCCCCCUGUCCCCUCGCUUCAGGGGAGAGCACGCCCUCCGCCGCUACCCCAAUGGAGAGGAGCGCUGCAUCGCCUGUAAGCUGUGUGAGGCCAUCUGCCCCGCUCAGGCCAUCACCAUUGAAGCUGAGACUCGAGCCGAUGGCAGCAGAAGAACCACACGCUAUGACAUUGAUAUGACCAAAUGUAUCUACUGUGGCUUCUGCCAGGAAGCCUGUCCUGUUGAUGCCGUCGUUCAGGGUCCAAACUUUGAGUUCUCCACAGAGACCCACGAGGAGCUGCUGUACAACAAAGAGAAGCUCCUCAACAACGGAGACCAGUGGGAGGCUGAGAUAGCAGCCAACAUACAGGCGGACUAUUUGUACAGAUAAAUGUGUACACUGUGUGCAAAAAUGUUUCAAGCGGUAUAUAUUUUAUCGUCCUCCUUUGCUAUAAAGAGAUUAUUUGUAGCGUUAAAGACAUUCAAGUGAAUAACGAAUGAGCAGUGAAGCCGUCAGCAGUCUCAAAUUCUGUUGUCAGAACUAAGAAUAUAUGUAAACUGUUAUUGUAUUGUAUAGUUAUUGUAUUGAAAACAUGGAUGAUGUUGAAUUUUAUAAACAGAUUAGUAGAUUAUAAUUGUAUAGCCUCUGGUGGACAAUUUGAUGCUGCACUUUAAAAUAUGUGUUUAUUUUUAAUCGGUGUGAUGCCGAAGACAUUUCUAAAAGAGUAUAUUUAUGUAAUGUAAUUUAAGAUACUGAAAUAAAUCAUGUUUUAAAAACUCAAACCAUUGAUUCCUAUUACAUCGAAGCUCGCGCUGAAGCAAUUAGUUGGAGAUUCAAUUCAAACAAUCCCUGUAUCUUGCUGUGGAAUUGUGAGGAUUUUGCUGCCUCUCAGAUUUAUAUCACAGUAAAUAUAUUUGACUGGUCAAUAAAACCACUAAUCGAUUCA
Molecule: messenger RNA, 1870 nt
Organism: Gasterosteus aculeatus aculeatus (three-spined stickleback)
Lineage: Eukaryota; Metazoa; Chordata; Actinopteri; Perciformes; Gasterosteidae
Gene: ndufs8b
Product: NADH:ubiquinone oxidoreductase core subunit S8b
Biological process (GO): mitochondrial electron transport, NADH to ubiquinone; mitochondrial respiratory chain complex I assembly
Cellular component (GO): membrane; respiratory chain complex I
Molecular function (GO): 4 iron, 4 sulfur cluster binding; NADH dehydrogenase activity
Source: RefSeq, a predicted model, not a curated record